Molecule: messenger RNA, 1092 nt
Organism: Malassezia sympodialis ATCC 42132
Lineage: Eukaryota; Fungi; Basidiomycota; Malasseziomycetes; Malasseziales; Malasseziaceae
Gene: MET22
Product: 3'(2'),5'-bisphosphate nucleotidase
Biological process (GO): phosphatidylinositol phosphate biosynthetic process; sulfate assimilation
Molecular function (GO): 3'(2'),5'-bisphosphate nucleotidase activity
Source: RefSeq, a predicted model, not a curated record
AUGAAUAACUAUCUCUUGGAGGAACAGCGAGUCGCGCUGGAGGCUGUGCGCGUGGCAUGCUCGAUCACGACCAAGGUGUUCCAGACACUCACGUCUGCCGAGUCGGUCACGAAGAAGGACAAGUCGCCUGUAACGAUCGGCGACUUUAGCGCGCAGGCGGCCGUCAACCACAUUCUUCUUAAGCACUUUCCCAGUGACAAGAUCGUCGGCGAGGAAGACUCGCACGACCUACAGGGCGAGCAGGGCGCGCCGAACCGCCAAAAGGUAUCGCAGUUGGUAAAUGAGGCACUGCAGGCGUCGCACUAUAUUGACGCGCCACUCUCUGACGAUGAGCUGCUCCAGACGAUCGAUCGUGGCGUGUUUGAGGGCGGGAGCGAUGCACGCUUCUGGACGCUCGAUCCGAUCGACGGCACGAAGGGCUUUCUGCGCGGUGGACAGUACGCUGUGUGUCUUGCGCUCAUUGAGAAGGGACGCGUCGAGCUGGGCGUGAUGGGAUGCCCUAACCUCCCGCGCGACAAAUGCCAGCCGAAGCCGAAGGAUGGCGAGAUCCGCGGCUCGUCCAUGGAGGGCCUCGGUGCGCUGUUUGUCGCGGUACGAGGCCACGGCGCCUAUGUGGUGCCCAUCGACGACAAGCAGGCGGAGCCGGCACCCGUGCGCAUGCGCGACUUGCAGGGCACAUUCGAGGGCGCCGCCUUUUGUGAAUCGGUUGAGGCAUCGCACUCGUCGCUCGGUACCAAUGCGCGCAUCGCCCAGAUUCUCGGCAUGGGCGACAACCAUGUGCGUAUGGAUAGCCAGGCAAAGUAUGCGAGUAUCUCGCGCGGCGAUGGCGAUGUGUACUUGCGCCUGCCUGUCGGCGACGGCACGUACCAGGAAAAAAUUUGGGACCAUGCGGCGGGCGCCUUGCUGGUAGAAGAGGCCGGCGGCCGUGUCUCGGAUGUGGCCGGCCGCCCCCUCGACUUCGGGCGGGGGCGCACACUUGCUGCGAACAAGGGUGUCAUUGCGUGUCAGACGCCCAUGCAUGCCAAGCUCGUCGACGCCGUAGCGCAGGCGCUCAAGGAAGAAGGCCGAGCAGCGCUGUUGGCCAGCCCCUAG